AAGCACAAAAGAGAGUAACUAAGCAUAGUGUUUGAAACAAUAUAAUGGCUGCAGCUAAUAGGGUGACUGCUAUUUCAAGCAAUGUGAGGCAUAUACACACUUUCAAGCCAAGCAUGUGGGGUCACAUUUUCUCAACUUUUUCUUUCGAUAAUCAGGUGCAGGAGAAGUAUACUAAGGAAAUGGAAGCAUUGAAGAAUGAAAUAAGAAGAAUGCUAAUGGCUGCCAAUUCUACCAAGCUCAUGAUAUUGAUCGACAAGCUUGAGCGUUUGGGAAUCGCAUAUCACUUUGAGUUAGAAGUCGAGGAGAAACUCAAACAAAUUUAUGAUUUUGCAGAGGAAGAAUAUUAUGGCGACUUGUUAAGUACUUCACUUCGAUUUCGUUUGCUCAGGCAACAUCAGUUUCAUGUAUCUUGCAAUGUUUUUGAGAAAUUUGUUGAAGAAGACAAGAAAUUGAAAGAAAGCCUUUGUAACGAUGUUGAGGGGCUGUUAAGUUUGUAUGAAGCAGCUCAUGUGAGGAUUCACGGCGAAAAUAUUUUAGAUGAAGCAGUAGAAUUUACAGUUGAUCACUUGAAUCGUAUGGUACCAGAAUUAAAGUCUCCCAUCAAAGAGAAAGUGCAGCAAGCUCUUCAACUCUCCAUUCAUAGGGGUGUUCCCAUCUUGACCGUCCGUUUUUACAUUUCCAUCUAUGAAUCAAUGGAUGAUGAUCAGCUGCUUCUGAAACUAGCAAAAAUCAACUUCAACUUCUUGCAGAACAUGUACAGAAAAGAACUCUCCGAACUUUCAAGGUGGUGGAAUAAAUUUGAUCUUAAGUCGAAAUUACCAUUUGUAAGAGAUAGAGUAGUAGAGUGUUAUCUUUUGGGAACAGCAUAUGGUUAUGAGCCUCAAUACGCCCAUGUUCGACGAGAUGUUGCCAAAAGUGUACUAAUGGUUACAGUUAUGGAUGAUAUGUAUGACAAUUAUGCUACACUUGAAGAAGCUCAACUUUUUACUCACAUUUUGGACAGGUGGGAUAUGGAGGAGAUAGAUGUACUCCCUGAAUACAUGCGAAUUGCAUAUAGAUUUAUUAUGAGCAUCUUCCAGGAAUACGAACAUGAAGCAACAAAACAAGAUAAACUAUUUGCGGUUCCUUAUUUCAAAGAAACAGUGAAACAACUUGGUAGAGCUUACAACCAAGAGCUGAAGUGGGUCAUGGAAGGGGAAAUGCCUUGUUAUGAAGAAUAUAUGCGGAAUUCAGUGAUUACAAGUUGUGUUUAUGUGAUGUUCACAGCUUUUAUCCCCACGAUGAAAUCUUUUAAUGAAGAAACAAUUCAAUGGCUGCUCAGUGCCCCCAAAAUCGUAACUUCCACUGCUAAGUUAGGAAGGCAAUUGCAGGACUUGGCCAGCCAUGAACGCGAGAACAAGAAGGGAGAAUUGCCUACAGUGGUGGAUUGCUAUAUGAAAGAUAAAAGCGCAUCAAAGCAAGAUGCACUUUCCAAAUUUGUGGAAUUGAUUGAGAAUGGAUGGAAGGAUGUGAACGAAGAAUUGGUGAAGGUAAAUUAUGUGCCCAAAAAAGUGGUGGAGCAAGUUCUAUGCUUUGGUGGGAUAGCAGAGGUGCUUUAUAAGGACAAAGAGGAUGGCUUUACCUAUCCGGAAAGGCAAUUAGCAUCACGCAUUGCUGCUCUCUAUAUAGAUCCUCUGCUCAUUUAAUCUUUCGAGUUUAAGUUCAACAAAACAACUAUCUUUUUCACCAAUGUUUUAGUUGGAUUUUUGUUUAAUUAUUUGGUUACUUGUUUU
Salvia miltiorrhiza (redroot sage) is the source of this 1772-nucleotide messenger RNA. RefSeq names its product gamma-cadinene synthase-like. Gene Ontology annotation, molecular function: magnesium ion binding; terpene synthase activity. Lineage: Eukaryota; Viridiplantae; Streptophyta; Magnoliopsida; Lamiales; Lamiaceae. Gene Ontology annotation, biological process: diterpenoid biosynthetic process. The record is from RefSeq and is a predicted model, not a curated record. The transcript has 7 exons. The coding region runs from base 45 to 1685 and encodes 546 amino acids.